Messenger RNA from Cicer arietinum (chickpea), 1251 nucleotides. Its product is annotated as large ribosomal subunit protein uL18. NCBI's taxonomy places the organism in Eukaryota, Viridiplantae, Streptophyta, Magnoliopsida, Fabales, Fabaceae. Gene Ontology annotation, biological process: translation; ribosomal large subunit assembly. The record is from RefSeq and is a predicted model, not a curated record. Gene Ontology annotation, molecular function: 5S rRNA binding; structural constituent of ribosome. Gene Ontology annotation, cellular component: ribosome; cytosolic large ribosomal subunit.
CGUGUUCGAUUCCCCACCAAACCAACCCAUUCCAUUUUUUGACCCGAUCCAUGUAAAUCAAUCCUUAUAAGCAAAACCUCGCCUAACCCUAAUUCGCUCUCACUCUUCCAUCACUCUUGCGGAAAGAGAUCCGAGCAUCUCAAACAAUGGUUUAUGUUAAGGCUCAAAAGUCGAAGGCUUACUUCAAGAGGUACCAAGUCAAGUUCAAGAGAAGGAGAGAGGGUAAGACUGAUUACCGUGCUCGGAUUCGGUUGAUUAACCAGGAUAAGAACAAAUACAACACCCCAAAGUACAGAUUCGUUGUUCGAUUUACCAACAAGGAUAUUAUUGCACAAAUAGUAUCUGCUAGCAUUGCUGGUGAUAUUGUUCUUGCCGCAGCAUAUUCACAUGAACUCCCCCACUUUGGUCUUGAAGUAGGCCUUACAAAUUAUGCUGCAGCUUACUGCACUGGACUCCUCUUGGCCCGUCGGGUUCUCAAAACACUUGAGAUGGACGAAGAGUAUGAAGGCAAUGUUGAGGCAUCUGGAGAGGAUUUUUCAGUGGAGCCUGCUGACACCAGGAGGCCAUUCCGUGCUCUCCUUGAUGUUGGUCUUGUUAAGACCACAACUGGAAACCGUGUCUUUGGUGCCCUGAAGGGAGCUCUAGAUGGUGGUUUGGAUAUUCCUCACAGUGACAAAAGGUUUGCUGGUUUCGACAAGGAAAAGAAAGAGCUUGAUGCUGAAGUUCACCGCAAAUAUAUCUUUGGUGGACAUGUUUCUGCCUACAUGAAGACUUUGAUCGAGGAUGAACCAGAGAAAUACCAGACACAUUUCAGUGAAUAUAUUAAGAAAGGAAUUGAAGCUGAUGGACUCGAAGAGCUGUACAAGAAGGUUCAUGCUGCCAUUCGUGCUGAUCCUUCUAUUAAGAAAUCAGAGAAGCCACCCCGUAAAGAGCACAAGAGGUUUAAUCUGAAGAAGCUUACCUAUGAGGAGAGGAAAGCUAAGUUGAUUGCACGUUUGCAAGCACUUAACGCUGCUGUUGAUGACGAGGAUGAGGAUGAGGAUGAUGAGUGAAAAGCUUUGUGUUUGCAGCCCAAGUGAUGGACUAUCUAGAUCUUUUUAUAAUUUCCAUUUAGAUAAACGUUUUCGUGAGAAUUUUUGUCGCCUGUACUAUUUAAUUUUCAGGUUAAAAUUUUGGAUAAGUUAUGUUGGCCUUUUUCUGGUUCAAUAUUUGACUAAGCGUUAAUGUUAUUUUACUUAUUUUUCCGUUGCA